ACGCACUCACCGGAGGUCUUUGAAAAGCUCGUCACCAUGAUCAACGACGAGGGCCAGGUCGUCGACCUUUACAUCCCGCGCAAGUGCGCAUGGACCAACAAGCUUAUCACGGCCAAGGACCACGCCAGCGUGCAGAUUAAUAUCGGGCACCUGGACGCCAACGGCGUGUACACCAAUCAGUUCAGCACUUUUGCGAUUGCUGGCAACGUGCGAGCCAUGGUGAGGGCGACUCUGCUCUGGACAUCAUGUGGCGGAAGAAGCAGGCGGAGCCGGUUCAAUAAGCGGGAUGCUGAUAGCAUGUAAUUCGGUGUGUGCAACUACCGCUUGCCGACUGUCCCCGCUUUCCCCACGGCACUCGCACAACCAGCCCUUGGCAGCUCAGGAUUGAAGUGAGGAAGCAGAGUUACAGCAGGUGCACGUCAGGGAGGCUAGUUGACGUGUGAGCAACGCAGACAUAUGUCGAAUACAAGUCCACACCCCUUGGGGCAAGGCACGUGCGCCCUGCUUUGACAGGGCACGUGCACCCCUCUUCUUGGGCUCCCCUCUGGUACGUGUUGGCGCAGCGUUAUAGCAUUUCCGGAGGAGGGAUCUGAGCGGAGGAGCGAGGCUUGUGACGCUGCUUAGGCACGGCCUAGCAGCGAAGCCCUGGCCAAGGCAUGUGGACCUCCCCCCUUACGGUUCAUGCCACGCCUGCAUCCUGACGUAUGGUAACGAGGAGCAAGUGCAGAUCUUCAUUAUCGGUAUUCGAUGAACCGCCGACCGGAAUAUAUAUGUUAUAUCAGGGCCCGCGAGCAGCCUAAUUGGGCAGAGCUAUCAAGGAGUCGUUUGGCGAGGGUCUUACAUCAUUAGUGGCAGGGUGGUAGCGUGCCAGCGGGGAGCAGAGUGGUUUUCGCGUCAAGCUCAUGACUGAAGAAAAGAUGAAGUAAAGCUGGAUUCGGGCGGCAGCUACCU
This is a messenger RNA of Volvox carteri f. nagariensis, 951 nucleotides long. RefSeq names its product component of cytosolic 80S ribosome and 40S small subunit (gene rps21). Gene Ontology annotation, biological process: endonucleolytic cleavage in ITS1 to separate SSU-rRNA from 5.8S rRNA and LSU-rRNA from tricistronic rRNA transcript (SSU-rRNA, 5.8S rRNA, LSU-rRNA); endonucleolytic cleavage to generate mature 3'-end of SSU-rRNA from (SSU-rRNA, 5.8S rRNA, LSU-rRNA); translation. Gene Ontology annotation, molecular function: structural constituent of ribosome. The record is from RefSeq and is a predicted model, not a curated record. Gene Ontology annotation, cellular component: ribosome; cytosolic small ribosomal subunit. Bases 37 to 303 code for a protein of 88 amino acids. Lineage: Eukaryota; Viridiplantae; Chlorophyta; Chlorophyceae; Chlamydomonadales; Volvocaceae. The transcript has 3 exons.